CCGUUCCAGUUCUUCAUAAACCCUCUCCCCCCUUCUUCUUCGGACCGCACUGUCAUUCGCCUUCUUCCCCCGAACAAGAAUUUCUGCCCACCUGCAAAACCUCUCUACAAAAUUUAAACCGCGAUAUCUUCAACCUAAACCCCUGCCAACCAGUAUCGCAUCGGCAGAGACGGUGGCAGGCCUGCCUCUGCACCAACACAAAGAACCUUCGUCACAGAGUACACCGGACUUCAUCAUGUCCAACGACCAGACCAAAACCGAGAGCAUCUCUGUCGAUGCCGGCGCUCCGUCGACGGUCCCCGAUGGAGAACCUGCAGUCGCCCUUUCCUCAUCGCCCGGAGAUCGGCGAGCCAGCACCGAUGAAUGGGACGCCUCCAAGGUACCCCCGAGCCGCUUCCAGAAGCGUAAAGGUUCUAUCUACGCCACACCCGGCUCUCGUGAUGGCCAUGUUGACCGCAAUUAUGCCUCUGGCUUCCACGAGAAGCAUACGGAGAAGGGCUACACAAAGACGCCGUCGAAGUGAAGCGAAUGUCUCCGCUGAGGUUCGAGGAAAGAAACGACCGGCUUGAUAAUCAAUGAUUGCUCGGUUCAAUCACGUUGAGCGAUGCACCCAGCAGACCGAACGUGAGGCUGCAACAUGAUGCCGACGGAGUCUGGGUACGAGAAUCAAUGAGAAAUGAACUCAAACGGAAGGAUCGGAAAUUGGAAACCGUCUCGAUGUCCUGUUGUCUGCACAGUAUUACUUGAAACUAGUCAACCACCGCCGCGCCGAGAAGAAAUUGAUACA
Messenger RNA from Colletotrichum destructivum, 787 nucleotides. RefSeq lists its product as uncharacterized. NCBI's taxonomy places the organism in Eukaryota, Fungi, Ascomycota, Sordariomycetes, Glomerellales, Glomerellaceae. The record is from RefSeq and is a predicted model, not a curated record. The transcript is spliced from 3 exons. Bases 236 to 523 code for a protein of 95 amino acids.